AUGUACUCGGUAGCAGCAGCAGAAUUGCACACUCCUAAAGAAACGAUACUACAUGAACUACAAAAUAAAAAUAAUUCCGAGACGCGUCUAACGGACGUUUCGUAUAAAUCUAAUUACUAUCAAAACUAUGAUAAUGAGAAUAUCUUCGAAGAGAAUUUUGAUGAAGAAAACAACUAUGAUGAUGACCUUGAGACGUUGGUCGACGAACUUGUGGAAUGUCCAUCCUCGACUUCCACUGCCUACUCGCCGGAUCCAGACAAAGAGAAUAAAGAAUAUUAUGCCACGUUUUCUUCACGAGUCAUGAAUACUAUUGCUGUUACAUCUAAUACUUACAUUCAACCAACUACUCCAUUAACGACAAAUUACUUAAUAGAUGCAUCUAUUAACGCCGCAUCCCCCAUGUCUUCAUUAAUAUCACCAAAUAACGGUCGUAAUCGUGUUGUAAAAUGCCGUUUUGAUAAUUCAAUUUGGCUUGAAACAGAUGAGGAUGAGGAUGACGAAACCGAGAAAAUCAUGCGUGAACAAGAAGUUCAAUGUAUGCCAAGAUCAGAUAUGAUCGCGGAACAACCAGAGAUCACAUGGGACAUGCGAAGACGAGUGAUCCGUUGGAUCAUUGAGGUGCAUGUUUAUUUCAGCGAAGGAAACAAACUAAGCGAAGAAUCAUUGUACCUCGCAAUCAAUAUACUAGAUCAAUACUUGUCGGUAGCACGAGUUGAUAACAAACAUUUACAAUUGGUUGCGAUCACCGGUCUUUGGAUUGCCAUAAAAUAUCUCGAGACACGCGACAAAGUCCCAACUAUAGAUCGAUUGGUACAUUUGUGUGGUAAAGGAUACCCGCGAGAAUUUUUUACACAGAUGGAAAAACAUGUUUGUAAGGCUAUUUUUUGGCGAUUUUGGACUCCGACCGCAGAAGGAUUCUUGAAAUUCGAAUCUAGUAAUGGGUUAUUGGAUUCUAGAACAUUGGCGUUGGCACGAUUUUUAAUGGAACACACGCUGAUAUUCGAGCAAUUCAUCGAUUAUUUACCAUCGGUUAUUGCUUCUUCCUCACUUUAUCUCGCAAAAUGUAUACUUCGCAAACCCGUUUUGUCACACGUACGACCUGAUAUAAAAACUUGCGUGGAGUUAAUAAGCGAUUUGGUGAGAACUAGUCGUGACGAGGUAAUCUACCAAAAAUACAAGGAAUCGUUGAAUAUGCGUGGAUUGCAGAAUUUUAAUUGA
Ambispora leptoticha is the source of this 1218-nucleotide messenger RNA. Lineage: Eukaryota; Fungi; Glomeromycota; Glomeromycetes; Archaeosporales; Ambisporaceae. The record is from the annotation of a GenBank genome assembly.